Messenger RNA from Oncorhynchus gorbuscha (pink salmon), 2054 nucleotides. It is a transcript of the gene acp7, whose product is annotated as acid phosphatase 7, tartrate resistant (putative). The transcript has 15 exons. Gene Ontology annotation, molecular function: metal ion binding; acid phosphatase activity. The record is from RefSeq and is a predicted model, not a curated record. Bases 278 to 1603 code for a protein of 441 amino acids. Lineage: Eukaryota; Metazoa; Chordata; Actinopteri; Salmoniformes; Salmonidae.
UUGCAACUAUUUGAAGUAAUGAUUUCACACAAGCUGGGUAAACUGGUUUUUACCCACAAUUCUUCGCGGGCACAUUGUUGUUAUUUUGAAUAAUGACGUAGCCAGAAAAGCUUGGUUUCUUAACCCAAACGAAGCCCCGGUUCCUUUCCUGAACUGUGACCAGAGACUUGACUUUGUUGGGGAUUCAUUAACCUCGUCCCCAGGUUCAGAUUGGCUGGUGGACGUUAUUGGGAUUCAUAAAUGCCGACUGUGCAGAAGUAGACCAGACAGAGCAAAGAUGGUGUCUGUUGUUGGUGCUGUGUUCGUUGCGUUGAGCUUGGCACCCCUGCUAGUGCUUAGUGUUCCUCCCAUUGGGACCCAGCCUGAGCAGGUGCACAUUUCCUAUGCAGGGUUCCCUGGCUCUAUGGAGAUCACCUGGACCACAUUCAAUGAGACGGAGGAGAGCACCGUGGAGUACGGCCUGUGGGGCGGACGGCUGUUUGAGCUUACAGCCAAGGGCAAAGCUACUCUGUUUGUGGAUGGAGGAUUAGAGGGGAGGAAGAUGUACAUCCACAGGGUCACUCUCACUGAUCUGAGACCUGCCUCUGCUUAUGUGUACCACUGUGGCAGUGAGGCUGGCUGGAGUGAUGUAUUCUCCUUUACUGCUCUGAAUGAGAGCACUAGCUGGAGUCCCAGGUUUGCCGUCUAUGGGGACAUGGGCAAUGAGAACCCUCAGUCUCUGGCCAGACUGCAAAAGGAGACCCAGGUCGGGAUGUAUGAUGUCAUCCUACACGUUGGGGACUUUGCAUAUGACAUGCAUGAGGACAACGGCAGGAUUGGAGAUGAGUUCAUGCGUCAGAUCCAGUCCAUAGCUGCCUACGUGCCCUAUAUGACCUGUCCUGGGAACCACGAGGCUGCAUACAACUUUUCCAACUACAGGAACCGCUUCAGCAUGCCAGGACAGACUGAGAGUCUAUGGUACAGCUGGAAUGUAGGAUCAGCCCAUAUCAUUUCUCUCUCCACUGAGAUCUACUUCUUUCUUGAUUAUGGUGUGGACCUCAUCUUCAAGCAGUACGAGUGGCUUAAAAAGGACCUCGAGGAGGCCAACAAGCCAGAGAACCGAGCAGAGCGCCCCUGGAUCAUCACUAUGGGACACAGACCCAUGUACUGCUCUAACAACGACAAAGACGACUGCACCCAGUUUGAGAGUUAUGUCCGCCUCGGACGGAAUGACACAAAACCGCCAGCGCCAGGUCUGGAGGAUCUAUUAUAUCUAUACGGAGUGGACCUGGAGCUGUGGGCCCAUGAACACACAUAUGAAAGGUUGUGGCCUGUCUAUGGCUACAAGGUCUUCAAUGGGAGCAUCGAACAGCCUUAUGUAAACCCCAAAGCCCCAGUACAUAUCAUCACAGGCUCUGCUGGCUGCCGUGAGAAUCAUGAUCCGUUCGUCCCUAAUCCGAGGGACUGGAGUGCCUUCCGCAGUACAGAUUAUGGAUACACCCGCAUGCAGGUGCACAACACCACCCAUCUGUACCUGGAGCAGGUCUCCGAUGACCAGUAUGGUAAGGUGAUCGACAGCAUCUGGGUGGUGAAGGAAAAACACGGAUUCUCAGCCUGGUUCUGAAGACCCCAAGAAACCCAGCCAAUCAAAUCAACAUCUCUUCUCAGGAAAUGCACUUUGAAACCUAAUCAUGGUGAACUGCACUGUUGACUGCUAUCAAACCAAUCAUAGGAAAAUUAUUAUUUUCCAAAUAAUGGAUAUCUUUGCACACAGGCCCAUCCGUGGAGGACCAUUAGGGAUUAGACACAUGUUUCAGAUUGGGAGGGAAAGCGAAUCUUCAGAUUUCAAACUGUCUACUCAUAUUGCUACCUAGAUUUGUAUGUAUCUGUUAAAUGUUUAACAUAAAAAAUGUAUAUUGUUAGUGAGAAAGGAACAAACAAACGGUUGUUUAAAGCACCAAUAGAAAAAUGCUAUGAUUCAAUGUAAAUCGUCUCAUUUUACUGUCUUGUUAAGAAUGGUACUGUAAAACAAGGCAUCAGACUUUUAACUAUAUCAAUAAAUCCUGUCUUUUCAA